Molecule: messenger RNA, 1443 nt
Organism: Clavispora lusitaniae ATCC 42720
Lineage: Eukaryota; Fungi; Ascomycota; Pichiomycetes; Serinales; Metschnikowiaceae
Product: catalase
Biological process (GO): response to hydrogen peroxide; hydrogen peroxide catabolic process
Cellular component (GO): mitochondrion; peroxisome; cytoplasm
Molecular function (GO): heme binding; catalase activity
Source: RefSeq, a predicted model, not a curated record
AUGGCGCCUACAUUCACCAAUUCCAACGGAUGUCCUAUUCCUGAGCCCUUUGCCACACAGAGAGUGGGCAAGCACGGCCCAUUGUUGUUGCAGGACUUCAAUUUGAUCGACUCUUUGGCCCACUUUGAUCGCGAGAGAAUCCCCGAAAGAGUGGUGCAUGCCAAGGGUUCUGGUGCCUAUGGUGUUUUCGAAGUGACGGACGACAUUACGGAUAUCUGUUCUUCCAAGUUUUUGGACACAGUGGGUAAAAAGACCAAGGUUUUCACCCGUUUCUCCACUGUUGGUGGCGAGCUGGGAUCGCCCGACACAGCUAGAGACCCUCGUGGAUUCUCCACCAAGUUAUACACGGAAGAAGGUAACUUGGAUCUCGUGUACAACAACACCCCAGUUUUUUUCAUUCGUGAUCCAUCCAAGUUCCCCCACUUUAUCCACACGCAAAAGCGUAACCCACAGACUCACUUGAAGGAUGCCAACAUGUUCUGGGACUACUUAACGUCAAAUGAAGAGUCUGUCCACCAGGUCACAACCUUGUUUUCCGACCGUGGUACCCCAAGAUCCUACCGUGAGAUGAACGGUUACUCGGGACACACAUACAAAUGGUCUACGAAAGAUGGUAACUGGCAUUACGUGCAAGUGCACUUCAUUUCUGACCAGGGCGUGAAAACUUUGACCAAUGAAGAGGCUGGCGAGUUGGCCGGCCUGAAUCCAGACCAUGCCCAAGAGGAUUUGUUCCGCAACAUUGCCAAGGGUAACUUUCCAAGCUGGACAUGUUACAUUCAGACUAUGACCGCUCAACAGGCCAAGGAGGCUCCAUUCUCUGUCUUUGACUUGACAAAGGUCUGGCCACACAAGGAUUACCCCUUGCGCCGUUUUGGUAAGCUUACCUUGAACGAAAACCCCAAGAACUACUUUGCUGAGGUUGAACAGGCGGCAUUCUCUCCUGCCCACACCGUGCCAUACAUGGAACCUUCCGCAGACCCAGUGUUGCAAUCGAGAUUGUUCUCUUAUGCAGACACUCACAGACACAGAUUGGGACCCAACUACACUCAGAUUCCAGUCAACUGCCCUAUCACAGGAGUGUAUAAUCCUCAUAUGAGAGAUGGUGCUAUGAACGUGAAUGGUAACUUGGGCUCUGCGCCUAACUAUCUUGCCACGAGCGAGCCUAUUGAAUUCCGCCAAUUCAGUAUCCAAGAGGACCAAGAGGUCUGGAACGGUGCUGCUUGCCCAUUCCACUGGAAGGCUACUGAGGAUGAAUUCACUCAAGCAACUGCCUUGUACAAUGUUUUGGGUAGAUACCCAGGCCAGCAGAAAAACUUGGCUCACAAUGUUGCAGUGCAUGUAAGUGCAGCCGACAAGCCUAUUCAAGAGCGUGUCAUUAAGUAUUUUGGCAAGGUGAGCCCAGAGUUGGCGGCCAAUAUUAGGAAGGAGCUUGAGGCAAACUAA